AUGAAAGGUGCGGUGUUGACGCGCUCGUCUGGGUCCGGUACUAAAUCAUCCAAGAAAAAGAAGGAUUCCACCAAGCUUUAUAGCUCGCCUCCCAAAAUUUCGUUCCGAGACCCUAUCGGGCGCGAAUUGCCGCCGUCGUUGCACAAUUUCCGCUGGGAUGUUGACAAAGUGGAGCGGAAACUGCAGGAAAAGAUCCAAGAGAAGACGCUAAUCGCUGGUAACUUUGUCUAUCAGCAGGCCUAUCGCCUGCUCGAAGGCAAUCGAGGCGAAGGCAUCGACUUUCCGAGCUUCAAAGAGCAGCUACGGGUCAAGUUUGGCAUCAUCCUCGAUGACAGUGAACUUUACUUACUUUUUGACAAAUACGACGAGGACGGAAAUGGCACGAUUGACCUGCAAGAGUUCAUCCGGCGCGUUCUGCCGCCCGACUACAAUUACGGCCGGCAGUGGUUUGAAGUCAGCCAGCUAGAAAGUGAGGAGAAGGCUGCACGUCUCCGAAAUGAAGCACGACAAGAGUUCCUGGCUUGCCAAGGCCUAGCAACGUCAGGGGGUAUCAAUAACACGGGCACGGCCUGCAACUGGACUAUUCAGCAGCUCAUGAAACAGAUCCAGUCCAAGGUCGUACAGAAGACACCCAGCGGUGAGGAUCAGUAUCGUCGUGCGUUCAAGAUGCUUCGUUCCGGAAGAGAUCAAGGUAUCAGAAUGAACGGACUACAGUUCAACCUUAAGACCAAGUUUGGUAUUUAUGCGAGUGAUGAGCAAAUGCGGCAGCUUUUCGCCAUGUGCGACCAGGAUGGCAACGGUGAGAUCGAUCUACAGGAGUUCUUGCAGUUUGUGGAUCCUCCGGCGUAUCCAUCCAAUAGCCGAGUACCCGGAGGAAUUUGGACGCAAAGCGAUAGUGAGGUUGAGGAUAGUGUGAGCGAAAAUAAUGAGUUGAGUGGUGGGGACGAGGUAAGGUAUAGCGGAAGCUCACGACCUUCGACGGGUUCUCCACGAGCGUCUUCAAUCUGCACGGAAGAAGGAUGCUCGACCACUUCCAUACCGAGGCGAGUUAGAAAAGAACGCCCCCGAACGGCGAAUCCUCGCAAGACACACAUGCUGCAUAAAAGGCGAGAAAUGGCGGACCAGCAGCGUAUGAAGCGUCAUGAGCUCCUCCAGCAAGAAAGAUCGAUGCCAAUGGCUCCGCCUCUUGAAGCACUUGCACUGGCAAGCGGCUGCGAGCCGCUUAUUUCAUCGCAGCAAGGUCUUGCCAUCUAG
Phytophthora infestans T30-4 is the source of this 1254-nucleotide messenger RNA. RefSeq lists its product as uncharacterized. The transcript is spliced from 2 exons. The record is from RefSeq and is a predicted model, not a curated record. Gene Ontology annotation, molecular function: calcium ion binding. Lineage: Eukaryota; Oomycota; Peronosporomycetes; Peronosporales; Peronosporaceae. Bases 1 to 1254 code for a protein of 417 amino acids.